Molecule: messenger RNA, 2135 nt
Organism: Chaetura pelagica (chimney swift)
Lineage: Eukaryota; Metazoa; Chordata; Aves; Apodiformes; Apodidae
Gene: OLFM3
Product: olfactomedin 3
Exons: 6
Coding region: 1-1467 (488 amino acids)
Biological process (GO): signal transduction
Source: RefSeq, a predicted model, not a curated record
AUGAGUCCUCCACUGCUGAAGCUUGGGGCUGUUCUUAGUACCAUGGCAAUGAUCUCUAACUGGAUGUCCCAAACCCUCCCAUCUUUGGUAGGACUAAAUACCACCAGAAUAACCACUUCAGAUACUCUAGUAAGUAGCUGUGAUGUGUUUCAAGCCAUCUUAAUGCUGAACCCCAAGGAGGGGUGGCAAGUUUAUAGUUCAGCCCAGGAUCCUGACGGCCGUUGCAUUUGUACUGUUGUUGCACCUGAACAAAAUCUAUGCUCAAGAGAUGCCAAAAGCAGGCAACUCAGACAGCUGCUAGAGAAGGUUCAGAAUAUGUCCCAAUCUAUUGAAGUUUUAAAUCUACGGACUCAGAGGGAUUUCCAGUAUGUUUUAAAAAUGGAAACACAAAUGAAAGGGCUGAAGGCCAAGUUUCGGCAAAUUGAAGAUGAUCGGAAGACAUUAAUAAAAAAGCAUUUUCAAGAGUUGAAAGAGAAGAUGGAUGAGCUCCUGCCACUGAUCCCAGUUCUGGAACAAUACAAAACUGAUGCCAAAUUAAUCAUCCAGUUCAAGGAAGAAAUUAGGAAUCUGUCUACUGUCCUCACGGGGAUUCAGGAAGAAAUUGGAGCUUACGACUAUGACGAACUACACCAGCGUGUCCUCAGUUUAGAAAACAGGCUUCGAGACUGCAUGAAAAAGCUCACAUGUGGCAAAUUGAUGAAAAUUACAGGCCCCAUCACAGUGAAGAUAUCUGGAACUCGAUUUGGAGCCUGGAUGACAGAUCCAUUAGCAUCAGAGAAAAAUAACCGAGUCUGGUACAUGGAUAGUUACACUAACAACAAAAUUGUCCGUGAAUACAAAUCAAUUGCAGACUUUGUCAGUGGGGCAGAAUCAAGGACAUACAACCUUCCAUUCAAAUGGGCAGGAACGAACCAUGUUGUCUACAAUGGCUCCCUCUAUUUCAACAAGUAUCAGAGCAACAUCAUCAUCAAAUACAGCUUUGACACUGGGCGGGUGCUUGCACAACGUAGCCUUGAGUAUGCUGGGUUUCACAAUGUCUACCCAUACACCUGGGGUGGCUUUUCUGAUAUUGACCUGAUGGCAGAUGAAAUUGGGCUAUGGGCUGUGUAUGCUACCAACCAGAAUGCAGGCAACAUUGUCAUCAGCCAGCUAAACCAGGAUACACUGGAGGUGCUGAAGAGCUGGAGCACAGGCUACCCAAAGAGAAGUGCUGGAGAAUCUUUCAUGAUCUGUGGCACCUUGUAUGUUACUAACUCUCACUUAACAGGAGCCAAGGUCUACUACUCUUAUUCCACAAAAACCUCCACUUAUGAGUAUACAGACAUUCCUUUCCAUAAUCAGUAUUUUCAUAUAUCCAUGCUUGAUUACAAUGCAAGAGACAGAGCUCUCUAUGCCUGGAAUAAUGGACAUCAAGUCCUGUUUAACGUCACCCUUUUCCACGUCAUUAAAACUGAAGAUGACACAUAAUUUUCUUUCCCUUCCCUUUCCCUCACCACUCUCCCUCAAAGCAGUAUCAUUUGUGAUAAACUCUGAAAGCAUCCAUCUCUCUCAGUCCUUUUUAAUUUACAUUUAUUUCUCAUUAAGGAAAAGCAACCUUUUCUACCAUAUAAUGCAUUGCAAAUACAGCUGAGCCUGUCAAAAAUGACCUGUUGGAAAUAAAAGCAUCUUAACUUAUGAUUCUACAAGUUCCGUCAAGACCUUGUCUUGAAAAGCACUAAAGAGGAUUUCAGUGGCUAAAGACAGUUUUAAAAUUAUUAUGAUCUGCCUUAUUUUAGAGUCAGAGACUAAUGGUGGCUUAAAUGCAUGAAUGUCUUUUUUUACCUCAUUUUUGGUUUUAAUCUAUUGCUCAACUUCAGGAAAUAUUUUGGUAGUGUCAGACACAUAUUGCACAUUGUAUUUUUUUAUUUAAAAAAAAAUUAGGAAUUUAAUUUACUUGGAUAUGGAGUAUGACUCAUUUUGCCAUCACCCAAUUUCAGAUGUGGUGCUGUACAGUAUGUUUUUAAAUCUCUUGCAAGCAUUUUAUCAACAGUCUGUAUUUCUACCAUUGUAACCACCAUUGUGCAAUUGUAUCUCUUCACUUAUGUGAAAGUAAACUAAGUACUAUUUUUUAUAAAAUAUAUUGAAGCUUAAUUGAA